Molecule: messenger RNA, 1272 nt
Organism: Phialemonium atrogriseum
Lineage: Eukaryota; Fungi; Ascomycota; Sordariomycetes; Cephalothecales; Cephalothecaceae
Exons: 4
Coding region: 1-1272 (423 amino acids)
Source: RefSeq, a predicted model, not a curated record
AUGGCUCCCAGAGUGCGUAGUCGGCGCCAACGCCACGCUGUCGAGACAGCCGACCAUCCUACACAUCUGCUACUGAACACCGAUGAGAAGAAUCCCACCAACGACGGCGACUCCACGGGCCACAAGCCGGACGAGACAGACCUUCCACAACCGGCAUGGACGCCCGGACCAGAGCCAUACAAUCCCGAAACAUUCGCGGCCUGGGGUCGGAAGCACUACUGCGAGAAGUUUGAUGCGAUCUAUCGGGGGCGCCAGCGAGUUCUGAGGGUCAUGGAACGGAAUAUCGAUGGAAGGCCGUUGAAGCCACCACGUGGCAUGAUGGACGAAAGCUGGAAACAAAUCACCUUCCCCGACACGGGCGAUUCCGAGAUCAAUUCCCCAGAGCCGCCCGACCCAUGGGACCGGCUGGAAUGGCGCCGGACACACUGGGACUGGGAUGACGAGACAUACCAAUACAACAAAACCUUCCUCAGAGAAAUCCUCAUAGACAAGGCCAGGACACAGCACGAGGACGAGGAAGGCGACAGGAAGGCACGUGAAGAGUGGGAUACAAUACUGAAGCUCCGAUGGACGGAUCCCAUCGAAUACGAACUCCAGAAGAGACACUACAACCUCCGAAUGAAAGGCAUGACGCAAGAUCAAAUCGACGCUCAAGAUCGUGAAGCCGAUGAAAACUGGAGGCGGCAGCAGGAGCAGCCUCUACUGGCAGGAUCCGCCAUCAUCAAUCCGCAGCUCACUAAAGAAUACAUCGAGUCGGUACAGCGGCGGCUGAAGCACAAGACGCCUGAUGCCUGUUCCCCCAGUACUGGGAGGGCUGAGGGGCUUCAACAACAAGCAUCACCCCCUCGAUCAGCCACGGACCCUUCUCGCAAGACCCGUGGCGGGCGAAUCACGAAGAACGCGUCGCAGAGUCAAAACGCCACCCCGCGACGCGCUCGGAAGCUUGCCCGGUUCAAACGAGAGGCCUACGACAGUCCUCCGCAGGGACAUGAACUGCGCAGGAGUCGGAGACUUGUGGGAGAGUCGCCCGAGUUUGACGUGCUUGGAGGGAAAGAAGACGCAACACCAGCAAUGCCAGUACCCCCGGUACAACCCAACCCACCGUCGCAGCUGCCGCCAGAUGCGCAGAAAACCAGCAGUCCAGGCCCUCGCAGUAGUAGAAGGGCGCCAAAGAAGGCAACCCACGCCAAGGCCGCAAAACCCCAAGGGGUAUCAAAGUCCAGGCAGGCAGCAGGGCGUCUAAGGAGACCGACUAGGCGAUCGGAAGGCUGA